UUUUUUCUUCCAAGACAUCCGUUUUUUCCAUUCAAUAGAGGCGCCCUUUUAUCUACUUUCUCAAGCCCCUGGUCUGCGCUACUGCUAGCUUCCAUGGACAUCCCGCUGCCGCCGCUUCCAGAUUGGGAUUCGGGGUUCGAGCGCCGCGAAAUAGGCUCGUCUGGAUUGCCGUAUUUUGAGUUUACCGAGGAAUUGGAGCUGCCGCCGAGCGACCCGCGGAAAUACCGACUAAUCCGCCUGCCCAACAAUCUCACUGCCGUGUGCGUGCACGAUGCCGAUGCUAAGCAGGCUGCAGCCUCGCUCAGCGUCAACAUCGGCAGUCUAGCGAACCCGCCCGAGCUGCGCGGCAUGGCGCAUUUCUGCGAGCACUUGCUAUUCAUGGGCACAGAGAAAUACCCAAAGGAGAACGCCUACGCACGAUACCUGGCUGAGCACAGCGGCUACUCGAAUGCGUACACGAACCUGUCAAACACGUGCUACUACUUUGAUAUAGCCGCUGACGCCCUGGAAGGCGCACUCGAUCGUACCGACCGAGAACUGCGUGCUGUCGACGCUGAGUUCAAAGGGUACUUGCAGGACGAUAACUGGCGCGUCCUGCAGCUCAAAAAGUCGCUCAGCAACCCGAAGCAUCCGUACCACAUGUUCGAUGUCGGCAACAUGAGCACAUUGAAGGGCGAUGCAGAGCGAUUGGGUGUCGACUUGCGUGACGAGCUUAUAAAGUUCCAUGCCAAAUACUACUCCAGCGAUAUAAUGAAGCUCGUUGUUGUUGGCAGCGACUCGCUGGACAGGCUGACCGAAUGGACCGUCCAGAUGUUCUCGCCCAUCACCAGCAAGGGCAACACCAUGCCUGUGUUCCUCGGCCAUCCGCUGAGCCCCAGCGAGCUAGGUACAGUGGUGCGCUUCAAGACCGCCAACGAAUACCACUGGGUCGACAUAAACUUUCCAAUGCCCAACCUGCACGCGUGGUACCGCGAGAUGCCGCAUGUGCACAUCAAAUCGCUGUUGAAACAUGAUGGGCAUGGGUCAGUUCUGGCCUACCUGAAGAAGCGCGGCUGGGCCACUUACAUCUACGCUGGCGCUAGCUCGCAGCUGCGCAACCAGCCAAACAUCCUUAGCGUGCUGGUCACAGCCACCGACAGCGGGAUGCGACACUACAAGGAUAUCGUGCGUGUGGUAUUUGCUUAUUUGCAGAUGCUACGACGUGCUGGUCCACAAGAGUGGUACCACGAGGAGCGCAGGAGGAUCCGCGAUAUACAGUUCCGAUUCGCCGAGAAAGGCGUCGGCAAGAUGCUCGCCUACGACCUAUCGCUGGUCAUGCAUGACAAGUACAUUGCGCCUGAGCACAUUGUUUCAAACUAUGCACUGCUGCGCAACUAUGACGAGACGUUGCUAUCUCGGAUGCUUGGCCUGCUUAAUCCUGACAACUGCCGGAUAUUGCUCGGCUGCAAGCAAUUUGACAUGGAGAUGACUGAGCGCGAGGGCAUUUUUGGCGUUGAAUACCGCAUCGACCCGAUUCCCGAAGACUUGGCAAGGGGUAUCCGCUCGGAACUGUUCAUCGAUGAGCUGCGAAUGCCCGAUCCCAACAUUUUUAUUCCUGAGAACCUUGAUAUCAAGGCCACUGUGCAGACAAAUGCCCUCGAAGCAGAGCCGGUUCUGCUGCGCCGCGACAAGAAUGUCGAGGUGUGGUUCAAGCCCGAUAACCGGUUCUUCUUGCCGCGUGGCAACAUCUCCAUGUUUAUUGAGAUCCCAGCCAUGCUACAGUCGCCACUAACGUCAAACAUGGCAGACCUAUUCGUCUAUAUGCUCAAGAGCACGAUGGCGCACGAUGUCUACAACGCACUGCUAGCUGGCAUGACGUACCGCUUCUACUCAACAUUUGACGGAUUGAUAAUCAGCGUGACGGGAAUCAACGACAAGCUGCACUUGCUGCUGGAGACAAUUUUGCGCGCUGCAAAGACGUUCACGGUUGACCCGACGCUGUUUAGUGUGUAUAUGAGACAGCUGCGGCAGGACUACAAAAAUAAGCGCAACAUGGACCCCAGCGAGCACGCCGUUGACGAUAUUGUGCGUCUGAACAUAUCGCCGCGCUGGCACUACGAGGUGCUCCUUCGUGAACUAGAUCGCAUCACAGGCGAGCGGCUUCAGAUGUUUGCCGACACAUUGUUUGACACGACGCGCAUCAAAAUGCUGCUGACCGGCAACUUCUGCGAAAGGGACGCGUUGGCUGCAAUCGACAGCACUGUGGAGAUCCUGGGCACGGCGCCGCUGCCCGAGUACAUGAGGGUGCAGGAGCUGGUGCACCGGUUCGACCCAGGCCGGUACCUGCACCAGUUUGAGAUGCCCGACACCAGCACGCUGAACAGUGCUGUGAGUAUGCAGAUAUAUGCGGGUCCUGUGUGUGACCAGCGCGAGCGCAGCAUAAUCACCUUGCUGGUGCACAUUAUGCGCGAGCCGCUGUUUGACCGCCUGCGCACCAAGGAGCAGCUGGGAUACUCAAUCCGCGGCCAGUACACGGCGUAUCUACGCAAGGGCCACCACGGGAUCCGGUUCACAGUGCGCGGCGAAUGCAAUCCGGCGUAUAUGACCCUGCGGAUUAGCGAGUUCCUGCGUUUCUACCGCAAGUACCUGUGCACCAUGGCCGAAGAGACAUUUGCCGGGCAUGUGUCGAGCCGGAUUGCGCUGUACAAGGAGAAGCUUCAUAACUUAGGCCAGGAGGUGGCCAGGUAUUGGCAGCAUAUUACAUCGGAAUACUACGAGUUUGACCGUGUUGACAACGAGAUCCGCGAGAUGCAGCGCAUAACAAAGGACGACAUGGUUCGGUUCUGGGACACAUACUUUAACCAGGAUACGGCGCCGCAGUUCACCCAGAUCACCUCACAGGUGUGGUCAGCCAGGAUCCCACGGCCAACGCGCCAAGAGCUGGAGACAUUUCCGAGCACCACAAUUUCGCUGUUGGGGUGUCUGUAUCGUGAGGGCGUUACUAGGCUCUCACUCGGCAACGUGCAGGAGUUUGUUGAGUUGCAAGCCUCUGCUGAUCCGAAUAUAGCAGCUGUGUUGCAGCAACUUCAGGCAUUAUUUCUGAAAACUGUUGCCGACGACGACAGCGCCAUGCAUGGUGACGACAUCGCAGCGGUGAGCCGAAAGCUGACAGCCCAGAAUCUGUACGUUGGUACUGCGUUGCGUAUGGCAAUUGAUGAAUGUGUCCAGCGCUCAGAGGAGCGAUUGUCGAAUGGUGUGCCGAUCAGCGGCCCUGGGGACGGUGAUGGGUGUGAGACAAGCCUCCAGAACAUCGGAAUGUUCAAGACAGCCGAUAGGGUGUGGGUGAUUGUCGACCCGCUGGCCUUCAAAUCCACGCAGCGGCUCUGUGGGGCGCCAAUCCCAACCCGAAAGCUGGUGCCCAAGUAUGCGUAG
Molecule: messenger RNA, 3411 nt
Organism: Linderina pennispora
Lineage: Eukaryota; Fungi; Kickxellomycota; Kickxellomycetes; Kickxellales; Kickxellaceae
Product: LuxS/MPP-like metallohydrolase
Exons: 3
Coding region: 94-3411 (1105 amino acids)
Biological process (GO): peptide catabolic process
Cellular component (GO): cytosol; mitochondrion
Molecular function (GO): metal ion binding; metalloendopeptidase activity
Source: RefSeq, a predicted model, not a curated record